AAUUGUCAACAGAACUACUAUAUUUGGCAUACUAACUGAGUCGAUUCUAUUUCAACCAAGCGCAAUUAAGUCUUUGUAAAAUCUCAAGAAAAAAGUGGUGUAGAUUCUUCGUAGGCGAAGUUGUUUAUUGUGUUUUUUAUUGGAGAAUAAUUCAAAAUGGUUGAUUACAGCAAGUGGAAAGAUAUUGAGAUUUCGGAUGAUGAAGACGAUACUCAUCCAAACAUAGACACGCCAAGUCUGUUCAGAUGGAGACAUGAGGCUCGUGUGCAGCGUAUGGCCGAGCUAGAGCAAAAGAAGAAGGUAUUCGACACUGAGCGGAUAAACACUAAAAAGCAAUUAGAAACGGUUCAGCAAGAAAUCAAAAAUACAGCCGGUGAUGAGGAAAAAUUAGCAAAACUCCAAUCAAAAUUGAAGGAACUCGAGCUAAAGAAAAGUGAAUUGGAUGCAAAAGCCGAUGAGUUGCGUGUUGAAGAGAAGAAAACACCAUGGAAUGUUGAUACAAUUUCGAAGCCAGCUUUUUCCAAAACCAUCAUCAAUACAAAAACAUCGAAGCCAUCGUAUGAUGACCUGUCCGAGGAAGAGAAAGAGGUUCGAAUGCGUGACUUUGUCAAAGAUAAUAAAAAAAUACUCGAACAGUUCGGUAUGUUGCGCCGAUAUGAUGAUUCGAAGAAAUUCCUCUUGGAUCAUCCCCAUUUGGCGUGCGAAGCCACAGCCAACUAUCUCGUCAUCUGGUGCAUCAAUUUGCAAAUGGAGAAGAAAACCAGCCUUAUGGAACACGUCGCACAUCAAUGUAUCUGCAUGCAGUACAUUUUGGAACUGGCCAAACAACUCGACGUCGAUCCCCGAGCAUGCAUUGGUUCAUUCUUUGAUCGUAUCCAAAUAGCAGAUAUCGAGUAUAAGAAACACUUUGAUCUCGAGGUGGAACAAUUCAAACAGCGUAUCACGAAGCGUGCCGCUGAGAAAAUUGAAGAGGCACUCGCCGAACAAGAAGAAGAGGAACGCAAAGAACGUUUAGGACCGGGUGGUUUGGAUCCAGUUGAAGUGUUCGAUUCAUUGCCAGAGGCUCUUCAAAAAUGUUUCGAAUCACGCGAUAUUGCAUUGUUGCAGGAGACAAUAAGCAAAAUGCCGGAAGAUGAGGCGAAACAUCAUUUGAAACGUUGUGUUGAUUCUGGGUUAUGGGUACCUGAUGCAUCAAAAGUGGACAAAGAGGAAAAAGAGGGUGAAUCAAUUGAAGCCGAAGCUGGAGCAGUUAAGGCCGAAGCUGGAGCUUCCAGUUCAUCCAAUGAAAAACCCAAUGUGUCAACCGAAGACGUCGAUUAAGCCAGCCAACUGUAAAAAAAUAUACAAACGUCUCUACUGGCAUACAUUUUUUUUCUUGUGUACUCUGCUGCGCAUUCUAAAAUAUUUUCUAUAAAAUACCGUUCAUACUAUAAAAAGAAACAACCAGUCGAAAUUCACAGCUAAUGAAUAAACAAUUUACUCGAAGCAAUACUUAACUA
Molecule: messenger RNA, 1499 nt
Organism: Sitodiplosis mosellana (orange wheat blossom midge)
Lineage: Eukaryota; Metazoa; Arthropoda; Insecta; Diptera; Cecidomyiidae
Gene: Cdc37
Product: hsp90 co-chaperone Cdc37
Exons: 8
Coding region: 157-1320 (387 amino acids)
Biological process (GO): protein stabilization; protein folding
Cellular component (GO): cytoplasm
Molecular function (GO): protein-folding chaperone binding; protein kinase binding; heat shock protein binding
Source: RefSeq, a predicted model, not a curated record